This is a messenger RNA of Olea europaea var. sylvestris, 1367 nucleotides long. Its product is annotated as F-box/kelch-repeat protein At3g23880-like. The transcript is spliced from 6 exons. The record is from RefSeq and is a predicted model, not a curated record. The coding region runs from base 105 to 1367 and encodes 420 amino acids. Gene Ontology annotation, molecular function: protein binding. NCBI's taxonomy places the organism in Eukaryota, Viridiplantae, Streptophyta, Magnoliopsida, Lamiales, Oleaceae.
UUUUACCCAUUGCUUUCUGAAAAAAUCUCCCCUCUCAGUGCUUCAAAAUCAAAUGGAAACAAGACGUUCUUCCUCUUCACAGUAAACCCUUUCAUUCAUUCCAAAUGGAGAAGUUUCAACUGGAAAUCUCAAGAAAUUCUUCAUAUCCUACAAUCUUGCAACAACCGAAGGAAAUCGGGAACUUUUCUCAAAAAACCCCCCACCUCCCAUCAGAAAUCGUAACAGAAAUCCUGUCAAGACUUCCUGUAAAGUCGCUCUUGAAAUUCAAGUGCGUUUCAAAAGCAUGGCUUUCCUUAAUCUCCUGUCCAGAAUUCAUUAAAACCCAUCUCAAGAUAGCAUCAAAUGACCCGAAUUUUAGCCGCCACAGAAUCAUGUUCACCAUCUCGGAACCACGUUUUAAUCUGAAAACUUGUUCGCUUAGAUCUUUUUUGUAUGAGCCUUCAACGGAUGCGGUUAAGAUUGGUUAUCCAGGGAGAAAUCCACGAACAUUUGUUCGGGUAGUGGGUUCUUGCAAUGGGCUUAUUUGCAUUGCCAUAACUGAAAAUAAUUUUAUCUUGUGGAACCCAUCCGUUAGAAAAUACAAGAAAUUGCCAAAUGUAAAUGUUGCGAUAAAACCACGGCCAUGUGUCCAAUAUGGGUUUGGUUUUGAUGAGGCUAAUGAAGAUUACAAGGUUGUGGGCAUAUUCGGUAGAUAUGAAAACUUGGGUAGGUAUAAGACAGUGUUGAAGGUUUAUAGUUUGAAGAAUAAUUCUUGGAGGAGGAUUGAGGAUUUUAAGGGUGGGGCGCCUAGGGAUGAUAUGGGCAAAUUUGCUAAUGGGAAGCUCCACUGGUUUGCUAGUCCUUGGGUGGUGCACACCAGUUCGAGAUGGGAUAUUGUUUCUCUUGAUCUAGGGAGUGAGAUAUAUGGAACUGUAGAGCAACCGAAUUACGGGGAAGGAGAUUAUAGCAUGAGUGGAGGAAGGGUUAAGGUUCUUUGGGAUACUCAUGUUGCGCUAUGUGUACAAUCAGAGUUGACAAUUAGACACAUGGGAGGAGGAUCCACGCUGAAUAAAAAAAUCGUGUGUCUCCCUUCAUAUAAGUACAUUGUCAAGCAGGGUUGUCCAUCCCGAUUGUACAAAAAUAAUAAUUCUUUUUCUUAUAUGUGGGAGUCAAAUUUUCAUAUAAAACAUAUGACAGGGCUUCAAGCGCCCUCGACAAGUCGGUUAGCCUUGGUUUCACGGCCAGAUCCAAUGAGCUCUAUCAAUCAAGAGAACUCAGUUGAACACAUAAUUUGUAUUCCAACAAAUGUUCGAACUUCCAAAACACCGGCCAAAAAUCCAGCAGUAUAUCUCUGGCCUAGUUACUGUAAUUGGAAGAAAUUUCAUUGA